Molecule: messenger RNA, 1377 nt
Organism: Pelecanus crispus (Dalmatian pelican)
Lineage: Eukaryota; Metazoa; Chordata; Aves; Pelecaniformes; Pelecanidae
Source: RefSeq, a predicted model, not a curated record
GUGAAUCAGGGGAACAUGCCAGGCAUCCAGAGCACCUUCCUUGCCAUGGACACAGAGGAGGGCGUGGAGGUGGUGUGGAACGAGCUGCUCUUCACCGACAAGAAGGCCUUUAAAGCACACGAGGAGAAGAUCAAGACCAUGUUUGAGCAGCUGGUGCUUGUGGAUCACCCCAACAUCGUAAAGCUUCACAAAUACUGGCUGGAUGUGAAAGACUUGAAGGCACGGGUCAUCUUCAUCACAGAAUACGUAUCCUCAGGGAGCCUGAAACAGUUCCUGAAGAAAACCAAGAAAAACCACAAGGCCAUGAAUGCCAGGGCCUGGAAGCGCUGGUGCACUCAGAUCCUGUCUGCGCUCAGCUUCCUGCACUCCUGUGAGCCUCCCAUCAUCCACGGCAACCUCACCAGCGACACCAUCUUCAUCCAGCACAAUGGGCUCAUAAAGAUUGGUUCAGUCUGGCACAGAGUGUUUGCAAAUGCCCUCCCGGAUGACCUGCGAAGCCCCAUCAGGAUUGAGAGGGAAGAGCUACGCAACUUGCAUUUCUUUCCCCCGGAGUACGGCCAAAAGACUGACGGGACUGCUGUGGACAUCUUCUCUUUUGGGAUGUGUGCACUGGAGAUGGCAGUGCUGGAGAUCCAGACUAAUGGGGACACGCGGGUCUCGGAGGAGGCAAUAGUGCGGGCACGACAUUCUCUGGAUGAUCCCAACAUGAGGGAGUUCAUUCUGUCGUGCUUGACCCUCAACCCAGACAAGCGACCAACAGCUAAUAACCUGCUCUUCCACCGGGUGCUCUUUGAGGUCCAUUCCCUUAAGCUGCUGGCAGCACACUGCUUCAUCAACAACCAGUAUCUGAUGCCAGAGAAUGUGGUGGAGGAGAAGAUAAAGGAACUGGACCUGAACAUGGUGAUGGCAGAGAUCCGGAGAGAGGGUCGGCCUGGAGCACAGUGGAGGUACUCGGAGGUCUCUUUCCUUGAACUCGACAAAUUCUUAGAAGACGUCAGGAAUGGGAUUUAUCCCCUGAUGAACUUCGCCGUUUCCAGACCCCACGCCCUCCCACGUGCACUCUCCCAGCCCCAGGAGGACCCUCAGAAAGCCAAGACUCCCACCCCAGAGCCCUUUGAUGUGGAGACCAGGAAGGUGGUGCAAAUGCAAUGUAACAUGGAGCUGAAUGAAGACAAGACCCAGUGGCAUCUUACUCUUCUGCUGAUCCUGGAGGACAAACUGCAUCGACAGCUGAGCUAUGACUUGCUGCCCACUGAUAACUCCAAGGACUUGGCAACAGAGCUGGUGCAUUAUGGAUUCAUCCACGAGGAUGACUGUGAAAAGCUGGCUAACUUCCUGGAAAAUGCCUUCCACAAAUACCGGUCUCCUCCCUUGUGA